Molecule: messenger RNA, 1362 nt
Organism: Colletotrichum truncatum
Lineage: Eukaryota; Fungi; Ascomycota; Sordariomycetes; Glomerellales; Glomerellaceae
Product: CND3 protein
Source: RefSeq, a predicted model, not a curated record
AUGCAUUAUCCUAUGCUCCUCGCUGCCCUUGCGGGCCUUGGCUCUGCUUCGCCCGCCGCCAUGGCUAUCGACUUUGAUGCCAUUCUGGCUGCCACCACCCCGGCCUUGACAGGCCCUGCUGUCACUGCUACUGGCCAGACCGGUGUUUACAAUGCCGCUGCCGCUGCCUCAGUCGCCUCCGCUGCUGUUACUGCCGUCGCCUCGGCCAGUGCUACUCAGUCUGUCCAGGCCCGUGACGUCGAGACUCAUGACGCCUUGGAGAAGCGGACUUUCUGUUUCUUUGGGUUCUGCUGGGGCGUCCCGAAGACGACUGCAAAGGCUGCCACCUCCACCAUCUGCACGACCUCGUCGUUGACUGUCGCAACCGCCACUCGCACCACAUCUUCUGCUGUGAUCACCACCCCUCCCGCCAUUACCACCGCUCCUUCUUCCUGCACGCCCAUCAGCUGGACCAACACUUUCGCCUUCACUACAGCCACCGACUGCGCUCAGCCGUUCGAGGUUGGCACUUUCUGUGGAUUCAUCAACCCUGAAGACCCUUGCGCUGUUCAGCCUGACGGAUACGGACCUCACGUUGUUCCCGACACCGUCGAAGCCUUCAAGGCCUAUGAGCCGUUCCACCAGAAUGCCUUGUCAGCCAAGGCACCUGAUGGAUAUGCUGCCACCUUCACCAACCUCGACGCCGCCGUCAGCGCCAACACCUACCUGGGUCUCUACACUCUCAAGAGCUACGAUGUUGCCGCAUGCGCCGCCCACUGCGACAGCACCGAGUUGUGCACCGGCAUCAACAUCUACGUCGAGCGUGACCCGUCCAUUAACCCUUGGAAGUGCUCUUGCCAGAACCCUGCCUCAAUCACCAACUACAAGUGCACCCUCUGGGGCUCCGGCGUCGACAAGGAUUCGGCCACCAACACCGGCCAGGGCAGAGACGACUUCCAGGUGGUCAUCACCGGCUCCAACGGCUAUGAGAAGACCAACAACACCAAGCCCUCCACCCCCUCCGGCUGGACCAACCCCCAGAGCUGCGGCACUGUCGUCCACGACCACCCCAGCACCUGCAUGGGCCAGAAGUUCUUCCCCGGUCCCUUCGACAUCAACGUUUGCGCUUCUUACGCUGCUUCCCAGAACUCCAAGAACUCCAAGUCUCUUGGUCUGUUCUCCUGGGCUUCUUGGUUCGGAUACAGCCCCCUGAAGUGCAACUUCUUCAACGCUUUCAUGAUCAAGGAGAACGGUGUCGCAAAGGGUACCUACUGCAACCUCUUCAGCCAGCAGUAUGCUCCUUCCGCCGCUUCCUACAAGCCUGCCUUCUCCGGCGGUAUCAAGUGGAGCGUCGAGAGCAGCUGGAGCUUCUGCUCUUCUUAA